This is a messenger RNA of Physeter macrocephalus (sperm whale), 1136 nucleotides long. RefSeq names its product GTP cyclohydrolase 1 (gene GCH1). Bases 135 to 884 code for a protein of 249 amino acids. NCBI's taxonomy places the organism in Eukaryota, Metazoa, Chordata, Mammalia, Artiodactyla, Physeteridae. Gene Ontology annotation, molecular function: zinc ion binding; GTP cyclohydrolase I activity; GTP binding. Gene Ontology annotation, biological process: tetrahydrofolate biosynthetic process; tetrahydrobiopterin biosynthetic process. The record is from RefSeq and is a predicted model, not a curated record. The transcript is spliced from 6 exons. Gene Ontology annotation, cellular component: cytoplasm.
GGCUCGGAGCGUACCCCUGGCCCGAGGCCUGCAUUCUUCAGGUGACUCCGGUCACAGCCCAUUGCCCGCCGGCGAAGUUCAGUUGCAGCCCCUGACGCGUCCGAGGGUCCCUCCGGGGCGGGAGCGGCAGGUCCAUGGAGAAGGGCCCAGGGCGGGUGCAGGCGAAGCCGCGGGACGCCCGGUGCAGCAAUGGGUUCCCCGAGGGGGAGCCGCCGCGGCCCAGGCCCAGCACGCCCACCGAGAAGCCGCCGCGGCCGGAGAGCAAGAGCGUCCAGCCGGCGGACGGCUGGAAGGGCGAGCGGCCCCGCAGCGAGGAGGACAACGAGCUGAACCUCCCCAACCUGGCGGCCGCCUACUCGUCCAUCCUGCGCUCGCUGGGCGAGGACCCCCAGCGGCAGGGGCUGCUCAAGACGCCCUGGAGGGCGGCCACGGCCAUGCAGUUCUUCACCAAGGGCUACCAGGAGACCAUCUCAGAUGUCCUAAAUGAUGCUAUAUUUGAUGAAGAUCAUGAUGAGAUGGUGAUUGUGAAGGACAUAGACAUGUUCUCCAUGUGUGAACAUCAUCUAGUUCCAUUUGUUGGAAAGGUCCAUAUCGGUUAUCUUCCUAACAAGCAAGUUCUUGGCCUCAGCAAGCUUGCUAGGAUUGUAGAAAUCUAUAGUAGAAGAUUACAAGUUCAAGAGCGCCUUACGAAACAAAUUGCUGUAGCAAUCACAGAGGCCUUGCGACCUGCUGGAGUGGGGGUAGUGGUUGAAGCGACACACAUGUGUAUGGUAAUGCGAGGGGUACAGAAAAUGAACAGCAGAACCGUGACCAGCACGAUGCUGGGGGUGUUCCGCGAGGACCCGAAGACCCGGGAAGAGUUUCUGACUCUCAUUAAGAGCUGAACCUCAGCAUGUGCCACAUGGUUUACAGAUUGUGCAGCUAGUAGUAUCAUUUGGUCUUAACUGUUUGUACAUUCCAUUUCCAGUUGUUGUUUAUCCCUUGUCACUAAUUGUAUUUAAUAAUUAUUUAAAGCAAGUCAAAUAAAGAUAAUUAAUAAAGGGGUAAUUAAUCUACUUUCUUCUUGCCACCUUUUAGUGGCAACAUUCAAGCAAACUGCCAAUAGUGUAAGUUACUUGCAUAAAACCACUGCCUUU